CCUGUCGCCUGCGCUGCUGUGGGCAGGCUGCGAGGAGCCAGCCCGGACCGUAUCUGCCCACGAAGGACAAGGGCAGGGGCCGGAGCCUUGCGGCAGGGCCAUCCUCUGCGGCGGGCAGCACUGCGAGGACAGCACGGCCGGGCAGCUAGGGGCCCGAUCCCUCGCCCCUCACCGUGCUGGGCACCCCGGGGAGGCCGUAAACUUUGUGCCGGGAGGCGUCCGGUUGCUUCUGGCGAGGGGCUGAGCCAUCCCGGGCACAGCGAUGUCGGACGCCGUGGAUCUGUCCUUCCUCUCGGAUGCGGAGAGGGAUUUGAUCCUGCAGGUCCUGCAGCGCGACGAGGAGCUCCGCAAAGCAGAGGAGAGGAGAAUCAGGCGCCUGAAGAACGAGCUGCUGGAGAUCCGUCGGAAGGGAGCCAAGCGCGGCAGCCAGCGCUACAGCGACCGGACCUGCGCCCGCUGCCAGCAGAGCCUGGGCCGCCUCAGCCCCAAAGCCAACACCUGCCGGGGCUGCAACCACUUGGUGUGUCGGGACUGCCGUUCCUACGGCCCCAACAGCUCCUGGCGCUGCAAAGUCUGCACUAAAGAGGCUGAGCUGAAGAAGUCAACAGGCGACUGGUUCUAUGACCAGAGAGUCAACCGCUUUGCCAACCGUCUGGGCAGCGACAUGGUGCGGCUGUCCCUGCGGCACAGGACAGCAGCUAGUAAAAGGGAGACUGUAGGACAAACCCUUCUCCAGAAAGCUCAGCUCAGUGAGCCCAAAAACUCCUCCACAAGCCGGCAGCCGAGCCCCCCAGCACCCCGGGAGGGGCCUAGUUUGUUUCUGGAUGCCUCAGAGUCUCGGGAUGGCAAAAGUGACACAGAGUCCAUGGAAAACAUGAGCCUGGAUGGUUACAGAUCUAGUCCUGGUGGCGUGGGGGGCAGGAGCGACUCUCAGGAGAGAGCCACCCAUCUCAGAGAUGGAAAACAGGUUACUGCACCUGCAGGACCUGCUGCCUCCAGCCUCACCCUCCCUCUGCGCUCCAAAACUGCCUUCUCCAGCGGACAGGAUGCUUCCCCAGAGAGCCGCAGCAGUGCCUUGGUGGAUGAGCAUGAAACAAUAUUCCAGAAGAAUCCCCGGCGGGUGGUGAGACCCGCGGACUACACCAAGUCGGUGAUUGACCUGCGCCCAGAGGAUUACGUGGUGGAAGGCAGCUCUUUGGGGGACAGGAGCAAGUCAGUCCCUGGCCUCAACACAGAGCUGGAGGAGGAGGAGGAGGACAUUGAUAACUUGGUGGAGAUCCAUCGCCAGAGAGUGGCCCGGGGCAGCAUGCGCAGUGGCACCUCCUCGCCCCACCAUGUCUUCCAGAGCACACUGGGAAGCAUGGUCAGCAUUUACAGUGAGGCCGGCGACUUUGGCAACGUUGCAGUCACCGGGGGAAUCUCCUUCUCCCUGAGCUACGAGCAGAAGACACAGACCUUGUUCAUCCAUGUGAAGGAAUGUUGCCAGCUGGCCUACGGGGACGAGGGCAGGAAGCGCUCCAACCCAUAUGUGAAGACCUACCUCCUGCCAGACAAAUCCCGGCAAGGGAAGCGCAAGACAACCAUCAAACGCAACACCAUCAACCCUGUGUACAAUGAGCUGCUGAAGUAUGAGAUGAACAAGUCCCUCUUGCUUGCGAGGACUCUGCAGUUCUCGGUCUGGCACCACGACCGUUUUGGCCGCAACACGUUCCUGGGGGAGGCAGAAGUCCCUCUGGAUGCCUGGAACUUUGAGAGUCAUCUGGAGGAGUUCCUGCCCCUGCAUGGGAAGGCUGGAGUGGAUGCUGCUGGUCUCCACCAGUACAAGGGGGAGCUGGUCGUCUCCAUGAAGUACAUCCCAUCUUCCAAGCACCCUGGGGCUGGUAACAGCAGGAAGAGCAAAGCAGGAGAGGGCGGUGAGCUCCAAGUCUGGAUCAAAGAAGCCAAGAACCUCAUGGCUGCCAAACCUGGGGGGACCUCAGACAGCUUUGUCAAGGGCUACCUCCUGCCACACAAAAACAAAGCCUCCAAGAGAAAGACACCUGUGGUGAAGAAGACCCUGAACCCUCACUACAACCACACCUUUGUCUACAAUGGCAUCAACCCUGAGGACCUGCAGCACAUCUGCCUGGAACUGACAGUCUGGGACAGGGAGCCACUGUCCAGCAACGACUUCCUCGGGGGUGUCCGUCUUGGGGGGGGCCAUGGCAUGAGCCGCGGACAGGCCGUGGACUGGAUGGACUCCACGGGUGAGGAGCUGAACCUUUGGCAGAAGAUGUGCCAGUACCCAGGCUCAUGGGCAGAGGGGACGCUGCAGCUGCGCUCCACCAUGGCCAAGCUGAGGCUGUAGCUGGGGCAGCGUGCUGAGGGCUGUCCCUGCUGCUGGGCAGCCCCUCACUGCACCCUCUGCCAUGGCUCCCAAAUGCCUGGAUUCUUUUAUUUUUUGCUUAUACUUUAAUAAACAUGAUCUUCUUUGAACAGGCUCAGGCAGAAA
This is a messenger RNA of Colius striatus (speckled mousebird), 2491 nucleotides long. RefSeq names its product synaptotagmin like 4 (gene SYTL4). The record is from RefSeq and is a predicted model, not a curated record. Gene Ontology annotation, biological process: intracellular protein transport; exocytosis. Gene Ontology annotation, molecular function: phospholipid binding; small GTPase binding; neurexin family protein binding. NCBI's taxonomy places the organism in Eukaryota, Metazoa, Chordata, Aves, Coliiformes, Coliidae. The coding region runs from base 263 to 2347 and encodes 694 amino acids. Gene Ontology annotation, cellular component: plasma membrane; exocytic vesicle. The transcript is spliced from 17 exons.